CGUGGUUUGGUCUCAUAAGGAUCUAGGAGUGACAAUGAGUCAUGAUCUUAAGACGACGGCCCAUUGCUGGGAGGUCGCAGCUAAGGGGUUUCGAACCCUCUGGGCUUUAAAACGAGCAUUCACUAAGUUAGAUACUACCAUGUUCACUACAGUAUACACAUUCCUAGUGAGAACUAAGUUAGAGAACUUCGUUCAGGCUGCAAGCCCCUGUUUAAAAGGUGAUUUGGAUAUCCUAGAAAAAGUACAGAGGGCAGCUAUUCGUGCAAUUCCAGAACUCCGGGUUUUACCAUACAAAGAGCGGCUUGAAAAGCUGAACCUCUUUACUCUGUUCUGUCGCAGAUUAAGGGGAGAUCUAAUUUUGAUGUACAGAAUGCUGAUAAGUGAUUUUGGAAUUAACUUAUUCUCUCUUUUUCUUCCCACUAGAUCGGGACAUCUCAGAGGACAUAGCAGACGAGUAGAAAAGCCAAGAACGAACAAACUAUCCGUAGCAUACAGGUUUUCAUACCGAGUCAUCUAUACUUAGAACCUGCUGCCCGAAGCAGUGGUGUCCGCACCUUCAAUCGACUCUUUCAAGAGAAGACUGGACACUCACAGAAGCAUACUAGAAAAGGAAUAACACAGGCCAUAGGCCUUCUGUCCUUAUUACACAAAUCUGAAUCUAAAAUCUUUAGAAUUUUCAGCCAUCAGGAUAGCAAAUAUACUUAGUUGAAUUAAACUUAGUAUUAUGGGCUUUGUGAAAAUGCAUAUUUGAUCAGUGUAUCUGAUGUCAUUUGUCCAGUCAUGAUAUCUUAUCCGACACAAGGUGAAGCUGCUGAUAAGUUAAUACUGACGUCAGGAGAGAAGUUUUAGUGGUACAACCCUUAAAAAAAGCACAUCAGAAUGAUUACUCAAGUAAAUAGAAAAUAAAAUACACAAAACAAUGCCAGAUUACUGUCAUGAGGAGAAUUUAAAACAAACAGAGAAUGUUACUAUGCAUGAAGCCAAUAAACAUUAUCCUAAUGAUCCAGGCCUAGAUGUAGCUUCACUUAAAAUCAUUGAGUUAUCUAAAAAAAUUAGAGAAUUGAAUGCUUCACUUGUAAGUGAACGAAACAAAUGUAAUAACUUAUAUCAAAUAGUUAGAAAGUUGGAAUCUCAAUCGGUUAACUCAUCAAACAAAAAUGUUCUAUGUAGUUUAUGUAAACAAAACAAUAUCACAACGAACGAAAACAUUGAAAAUAUAUCAGACGAUGCAGAACAAGAGAAGAAGAAGCAGAAGAAGAAGGAAUUAAAAAAACUAGAAUUUGUUGUUAUGGUAUUACGUCAAAAAAUUCAAAUCUUAAAUCAUGAUUUAUUAUUAGCGAAAAAAGUAAUCGAAUCAGAAACUGGUGAAUGGAUACCAAAUUUAAAUAGUUGGUUAAUAAAUUUAAAAUUAAAACCCGAUGGAACAUAUGGAAAUUGGCGUGGUCGACAACAACAAAUCAUUGCACUAAAACAUCGUAUUACAAAAUUACAAUCACAACUUACUUUAAAAAAUUCUUCACACAUAGAAGAUGUAGUUUCUAUGGAGACUAUAGAAAAUGAAACAUUUUCUGGUGCAACAUUAUUGGAUAUUCAUUCAUUUCAAAAUAAUAAUAAUAAUAAUAAUAAUGAUGAUGAUAAGAUGACUUCUAAAACAUCUAAAUUGAAUUCUAUCAUUGAACAAAAUGAUUAUAGAAUAACUAAUCUUAUUCAAUUACAACAUGAUAAUAAACAAUUAAAAGAUGAAAUUGAUUUAACUAAAAAAAAUUUACAAAAAAUUAAAUUACAUCAUCAUCAUUUAUUAAAAGAACAAAAAGAAUUAAAACAACAAAUUUUAUUUUUAAUAAAUAAAAGUAAACAUGAUAAUGAAUUAAUUGAAUCAUUAAUACAACAUAGAAAUAAUUUACAAAAUGAAUUGAAUCAAAUAAAUCAAAUGAAUAUUGAAAAUAUAAAUGAAAUAGAAAAAUUAAAUGAACAACAAUUAAAUUUAAAACAAAUAAAAAAUGGAGAAAUUAAAAAAUUAGAAGAAAUUAUUAUGGAGAAAAAUCAAUUAAUUGACAAUAUGAAUGAACGUCUUUCUACAAAUCAUCAAAUACAUUUGAAUACAUCAGAACAUGAAACAAAUAAUGAAAUACCAUCUAAUGUAAUGAAUUCAUCACAUUAUGAUUUGGAUUAUAUUAAAAAUUAUAAAAUUGAACGUGAUGGAUUAAUAAAAUUGAUAGAAACGAUGGAAUAUAGAAUUGAUGAGCUUAUCAAUGAAAAAAUGAAACUUGAAAUGAAAAAUGCUGAAUUAACAAGAAAAACUCUUGUGAAACCAAAUGUAAAAAAUCAAUAUUUUUUAUUCAGUGAAAAAUCAAUAAAAUCCGAUGAUUCCCAUAAUAAUAAUAAUAAUAAUAAUAAUAAUAAUAAUAAUAAUAAUAAUAAUAAUAAUAAUAAUAAUAAUAAUAAUAAUAAUAAUAAUAAUAGUAAUAAUGAUAAUAAUAAUGAUAGUGAUAAUAAUGAACGAUUAUUUCAUUAUCUUACCAAUGAUAAUUAUAUUAAAAAUUUAAUUCAAAAAUGUUCAUUAUCAUCAUAUUCAAUGAAAAUUAUUAUUAAAUGUAUAAAACAAUAUCAAACUAUAUUAAUACAAUAUUAUAAUGAAAUAAUAAAUUUAAAAAAUAAUAUAAAAUUAAUAUUAGAUUAUCAUAAAGAUGAUUUUAAAUUAAUGAUGAAUAUUAUUGAUGAAUUAAAACAACAACAACAACAACAACCACCACAGCAACAACAGCCACCACCACAGCAACAACCAAUGCAACAACGACAACAGUAAAGAAAAGAAAAGAUAUAAAGAAAUACACAUUUAAAAGAAAAAAAAGUAGUACUUUUAUUGAUUUAUUAAUGGGUUGAUUUAAUGUGAUCGUUUUUUUUAAAAAAUAUUUUUGUUGGUAUAAGAUAGAAUUCUC
Molecule: messenger RNA, 2939 nt
Organism: Schistosoma intercalatum
Lineage: Eukaryota; Metazoa; Platyhelminthes; Trematoda; Strigeidida; Schistosomatidae
Source: the annotation of a GenBank genome assembly